Cucumis melo (muskmelon) is the source of this 345-nucleotide messenger RNA. RefSeq lists its product as uncharacterized. NCBI's taxonomy places the organism in Eukaryota, Viridiplantae, Streptophyta, Magnoliopsida, Cucurbitales, Cucurbitaceae. The record is from RefSeq and is a predicted model, not a curated record. The coding region runs from base 1 to 345 and encodes 114 amino acids. The transcript has a single exon.
AUGGGUAACUGUUGCAAAGGUCAAUACUCCACUCCGGUGACGGGAUGCAGCGAUCGGAGGACUCCGCCGUUGAAGAACCACCGUCAGAGAAGGCACGAAGAAGGCAGUUCUUGUUGUUCUAAAGAGACUAAUUUGAGAGAGGUGAAAAUAAGGAUGACGAAGAAGGAGCUAGAAGAAUUGGUUGGAUGGUUAAACAUGGCGGAUUCUAGCUUCGAACAUGUUAUGGCUCGCCUUGUCAACGUUAUCAACGAUCAAAAUGGUGAUAAUAAUAAUGACCAGGUUGUGAAAUUGCGUCAGCAACGUUCGUGGAGGCCUUCAUUGCAAAGCAUUCCUGAGAUAAUUUAA